Emys orbicularis (European pond turtle) is the source of this 912-nucleotide messenger RNA. It is a transcript of the gene RNF228, whose product is annotated as ring finger protein 228. Gene Ontology annotation, molecular function: ubiquitin protein ligase activity. The record is from RefSeq and is a predicted model, not a curated record. The transcript has a single exon. Gene Ontology annotation, biological process: protein ubiquitination. Lineage: Eukaryota; Metazoa; Chordata; Testudines; Emydidae. Bases 1 to 912 code for a protein of 303 amino acids.
AUGGCCGAGCUGGCGGAGAAGGGCAGCGGCAGCCUAGGGACGACGGGCGGGUUGCAGCAGCAGGAUGGGGGGGCGGCGGAUGGCGGGGGGCCGGAGGAGGAGGAGGCGGCGGCGGCCGGGGCCGCCAACCCCCCUAACUACGAGGACUACGAGUGCAAGAUCUGCUACAAUUACUUCGACCUGGAGCGGCGCGCGCCCAAGCUGCUGGAGUGCCUGCACACCUUCUGCCAGGAGUGCCUGAGCCAGCUGCACCUGCGGGCCGCCCAGCGCCCCCCGCCCGCGCCGCCCGGCCCGCCCGGCGCCGCGCCAUGGCGAGCCGGGGCCAGCGGCACCAUCUGCUGCCCGGUAUGCCGCCACCGCACCGCCCUGCCCGACCAGCGCGUGCACAGCCUGCCCGUCAACACCAAGCUGGCCGAGGCCUUCCCCCUGCAGCUGCGGGCCCGCGACCCGCUGCCCCAGGACAGCCUGCCGCCCGCGCCGCGCCCCGCCGCCGGCCCCCAGCCGCGCGCCGCGCCCCACGAGGCGGGCCCAGCCCCGCGGCCGCAGCGCCCCGGCCCGCGCUCCUCGGGCGGGGGCUACGAGAGCUGCCAGAGCUGCAAGCGGGCGGCGCUGAGCGCGGGCUGCGUGUGCGUGGUGUUCUCCUUCCUCUCCAUGGUGGUGCUGCUCUUUACCGGCCUCAUCUUCGUCAACCAGUACGGGGGGGAGCCGGGGUCCGGCGGCCCGGCCUCGCCCUCCCCCGUGGGGCCCAUCUGCCUCUCGGUCGCCAGCAUCCUCGCCCUCUUCUCCGUCGUGGUCACCUGGCUCAUCUGCUGGCUCAAGUACCGACCCGAGGCGGGGGCCGGGGCGGCCCCCGGGAGCGGGACCCCCAGGGGGCGGGCUGCUGCUGCUGGCGGCAGGAGGAGCCACACGUAG